Molecule: messenger RNA, 3869 nt
Organism: Copidosoma floridanum
Lineage: Eukaryota; Metazoa; Arthropoda; Insecta; Hymenoptera; Encyrtidae
Gene: Sas-4
Product: spindle assembly abnormal 4
Biological process (GO): cilium assembly; centriole elongation
Cellular component (GO): centrosome; centriole
Molecular function (GO): tubulin binding
Source: RefSeq, a predicted model, not a curated record
UUGAGGUUCAAGAUUUGCAAGCGCCGUUUUAAUAAAAAAUAACAAUUUUUUGAUAUUCACUUUUGAUUUAAAAAAUCGCGUCAAUGCUUAUUAACGGCUUGAUUUCAUAUUCAGUACGAUGUGAAGUUUUCUUGCUUAUGGAGGAACUGUCGCACCAGUAUUUUAGGUGAAAAAGUUGAAAUGUCACUCGAGGCCAACAUAGUUGAGCAGCUUCAGGAGCUUAGAAAGUGGCAGCAACAACAGCAGGAGGAGUUGAUGCGUAGGCAGAAAGAGCAAAUACAACAGCUUAGUUGCGAGCAGACUCGCGUGUACGAAGCUUUGAGCUCGAGCAUCGAUGAUGAACAGUCGCUGAAGGAAUUAAUUCAAAGCCACAAGAAGAAAAACGGAGUUGAGGAGGUGGUGGAGUCAAAUUUGAUUGAUCUUGACACUCCUGACGACGAAGACGACGAAAACGAGUGUAACGCAACUGAAAAAUCUCAAGAUUCAUCUCACAUAGAUUUGCUUCAUGACACAGAUUAUGAUGAGGAUUCUAUCUCUGAAACGCCAAGGGGACAGCUCGCUAUUGAAUGCAAUAAUGAUAGCUUAAUGCCUAGUAGAAGUUACAAUAGUUCGUUCAGUCUUUACACGAGUACCGAUUUAAUCCCAGAAGACAUGCGAUCGCUUUGUUCUAAUAAGUCCCAAAGGUCUAUCCUCAUUGAUGAUUUACCAGUGCCGUCUCCUAAAAAAGACUUCAGCACAUUGCUAGAGGAAAAAUUGAGGGAUUCCGAGGCUGUGAAAUUUGAUAAUGCAGCUAAGCCCGUAGUUAAGAGACCGUUUUUAAAGAAAGGACAAGGUCUUGCUAGGUUCAGGCCCAAACCAAAAAGUAAUGAUAAUAAGACAUGUCCAGCAAGAUCCAGAAGUGUCUCAUUUUCUUCUGCUACUCAGUCCAGUGCCUCCAAGUCUUCCAAGUCAGAAAAUAACGGAAGAUACAAUUCUGUGCCUAAAAUAAAAAAACAUGAUACAAAGACAAGUUUUCACUCAGCAAAUGUACAAAAAAACAUUUUAUCCUCGAAAUCUGGUGCUAGAAAAUCUAUUUCACCCUUGUUACCUCAAAAACUUAAUUUCAAAAAUGUUCCUCUACCUCAAAGAAAAGUUGACAAUAGAAUAAGCAAUGCUCAACAAUCACGGAAAGCCAUACUUGACAAAAAGAAGCCUCCAGUAAUUACACUUGAUGUUAGUAAUUCUGACCUUGAAGGUAAGACCAAAAAAGAAUUGGAGGAAGUCAGAAUAUUUGAACUGUUGGAAGAUAAAGCGGAAAACUCAAGUUUCUGCUCAACAUCAAGUACAGUUAUAGCUUUUAUGCAGCAGUCAACACCUUUGAAGCAAAAAGCUCUUUUACACAGUGCAACUAAACAUCAAAUUUCUCUUAACAAUGUAGGUGAUCAGACCCUUGAGGAAAUCGUUAGUAAUACCGAAUCCAAUAAUCUGGUGGCACCAAUGGUACAAAAUAACAACAAUGAUCAACAUAUUUCUCAAUGGGAAGUAAUGUCGAUGAUGAAAAAUAACAAAAGCGGCAACAAGACUGUGCUUCCUUACGGAACUGACAUUGAUAUGCAUUAUGAUAAAAAUUCUAAUCAAGAAUCAAAUCUGUUUCAGGAUCAAAAUAACGCAAGCCUUCACGUUAGGUUUGCUGAAUACAACGAGUACAAAACCUUGUCUGACUCAUCUAGUGUUUCGAGCGAGUCGGGCUCUGUUCGCGAUUAUAACACUCAUGGAGUGUGGUCGGAUCAUUCAGGAACUCCAGACACGUCAGACAUAGAAAGUAUACCACAAAAAUUAAAAGCCAUUGGUUUAUGUAACAAUGGCAAAGCUUGUAAUUCUUUUUCGUGCAUGGCUAAAGAAACGGAGGACAGCGAAUAUGAAGAUGAAGAGUCCCAAAACCCUUACAAUCAAGAAAAUGGUAAAGAAAGCAGAGAUUGCACUGAGGACGAUUACGAGGAUGAUGCAGAAUCAAAAAAUGACACAAUUACAAGUGUUGACACUGUUAUAGAAAAAGAUGAAGGUAAAUCGCUUUUUAAAUCAGAACUUGUGAGGAAGCGUCUUUUAGAGUUGGAACACGAGAUCGAAGUUUUUCGAAAGGAGAGUGCGGCACUUAUUAAUUUGAAACAAAAACUGCAAGAAGAACGCACACAGUUGCACGAGGAACGUAUCAAAAUGCAGAGAUUUAUGAAAGAGAAAGAGACAACAUUGGAAGCAGAAAAAAGAAGAACUGAGAGCAAUCUAAUGGAUGAAAAGAAGCGUUUAGCUCGGGAAAAAGCGGCGCUGGAGAACAGAAUGAAAGACGCGUAUGAAAAAGCGCUAAAAUGCAAGCAGGAACGCCAUGAAAUUCAAGUAUUACGUGAACAAGUGGAAGAACUGAGGGAAGAAUCUGAACAGAAAGAGAGCAAAUGGUCGGCCAUGGCUGCACGUCAACGCUGUCAGAUCCGCGUAUUACAGUCUGAAAACGCUAAACUCAAGCAGGAAAUAGAGCAGCUUCUUCAAAAACAGAAGGAAAGGCUGAAGAGAGCCGUAAAUUCGAACACAAGAGCUAUUCAUCAAAUCGGCAAGUCCUUGGCUGACCGUAAAAAAGUCUCGCCAGAUAAAAAUGAAGAACCCAGUCAAGAGGACAAAUCAAAAAAGGCACCUCACGCCACCAAUGUAAAUUACGAUUUGGAUUUGGAUAUUAUGGAAGAAAAGCCACGGGAAGUGAAAAAAGUGAAAAUUCCAAAAACAUUAGAAAGCAUCGCGCGAACACGAAAUUUGUAUGAAAUGUUGUUACGGGAUGCGACCGAAGAUUUUAGAGAAAUUCAAAUUGGCGAAAAACCCUUUCUUAACCAGAUGCAUGAUAUUCAAAAGCCGAGAGAAGAGGAAAAAGAAGAAGAAGAAAAUGAUGAUGAUGAUGAUGAUAAAGACACACAAAACAAAGCUCGUUUCACUAAAGAGGGUCCAGUGGAUCGUGAAGAAACGUCUGACGAAGGGUGUGCUGUUGAUGUUGAGUCACAAGAACAAGUACAGUCGAAUAGCCAUAAAACGAAUUGGAAAACCAAAACUGAUCAGCCUAAGCCUGCUAUGAAUAAGCAAGCAGUCAGAGAAAUCCGCCAUUCAGAUGGUCGAAUGGAAUUGUGGUAUCCAAAUGGUAACGUGAAGAAAGUUUUUCCGGAUAAGGGUCUUACAAAGAUGAUCUAUUACAAUGGUGACGUGCGUGAGACUAACCAGGAUGGAGUUGUGAAAUAUUUUUACGCUGUUUCUAGAACGUGGCAUACAACGAUGCCGGAUGGUCUUGAGAUUUUAGAGUUUCCCGAUGGUCAAGUGGAACGAAAAUCAAAGGACGGCACCCUUGAGAUCACCUUUGCGGACGGUUCAGUCAGGAUUGUUCAAGCAGAUGGUACAGACAAAUGGGCCAUGAAAGAUGGAACUAUUGCCGAGACUACAGCGGAUGGUGAUAGGAUUCUUACAUUACCGAAUGGGCAGAGAGAAAUCCAUACAAAAGACCAUAAGAGACGAGAGUAUCCUGAUGGCACUGUGAAACUCUUGUAUGCCGACGGCACUCAGGAAACACGAUACGCUAGUGGCCGAAUCCGAUUGAAAGAUAAAGAUGGUAAUCUCCUAAUGGAUACUCACCAGUAACGUUGCUCAUAGUAUUUUAAAUAACAGUAAGAUAUUAAGACUGAUAGUAUUAACUGAGCUGUACGUUUUAAUGUUUCUUUUUGAACCAUUUUUCACGCGAAAAAAACUUUCUUAACUGUAACACAAUGAUGUCAAUGUGUCAAGUAGAGUAAUUUUAUAAUUUUUGUACGAAACCGUGAAAUGAAAGGCAUUAUUUAACUAAGAUUAGCCGUCUAAUUAUUUUA